Urocitellus parryii (Arctic ground squirrel) is the source of this 336-nucleotide messenger RNA. RefSeq names its product small integral membrane protein 34 (gene Smim34). NCBI's taxonomy places the organism in Eukaryota, Metazoa, Chordata, Mammalia, Rodentia, Sciuridae. The record is from RefSeq and is a predicted model, not a curated record.
AUGGAGGAGAGGAAUGGCACCAACUCCACCAGGUUCCUGCGGCUGCCGGAGGGGACAAGUGCUGCCUGGUACAUCCUCACCAUCAUCGGCAUCUAUGGGGUGAUCAUCUUCUUCCGGUUAGCCAGCAACAUCCUCAAGAAGAAUGAUAGGUCCUUUGAAGAUAUUUAUUAUUCAAAUUUGACAUAUGAACUCAAAAAGAAAACAUUCGAGAGCAAGGUGGCCAAAUGCUCCUCGCUGACCCUUAGCAACACAGAUGUCCUGCAGCCCGGCCAGGCCAGCCUAGGGUCAAAGUGUGCAAAGAGUGGACCUCAAAUUGGAACCCAGGGAAUCCACUGA